Messenger RNA from Petromyzon marinus (sea lamprey), 2489 nucleotides. Its product is annotated as ras-related protein Rab-23-like. NCBI's taxonomy places the organism in Eukaryota, Metazoa, Chordata, Hyperoartia, Petromyzontiformes, Petromyzontidae. The record is from RefSeq and is a predicted model, not a curated record. Gene Ontology annotation, molecular function: GTPase activity; GTP binding.
CCUCUCCUUUCUCCCUCCUCCCUCUCUCACUCACGCGUCCCGCACCAUUUCCACACAGACGCACGUACGCACGCCUCAUCCUCGCGUCUUCCUCUCGUCUUCCCUGUUGAUAUAAAAAGAACCCCCCCCGCCCCCCACGAACGACGCCACCACCCCGCCACCCACAGUAGCCAUCGCCUGCAGCAUCACCAUCACCACCACGGAAUUGCAGCAUCUCGCACGGACGCCGGAGCGGCCACAGAGACGGAGGAGACACAGAGAGGGGGGAGAGAGACGGACCGGAGGCAGCCAAAGGCGACUGCUGUCGGGGCUGCUGCGUGAGAGAGAGAGUGCGGCUGAGAGUCGGUGUGCCUCUUGUCUGCAACCAUCGAACGCUGCAUCCGCGCUCUCUCCUCCUCCAACGCCUCUGCGGGGGCAGCCAGGGCGCCUGUGUGGUGGGCGCCAGGCGUGGGGCCGCCGGAGUCAUGAUGGAGGAAGACAUUGAAGUGGCCAUAAAGGUAGUGGUGGUGGGGAACGGCGGCGUGGGGAAGUCCAGCAUGAUCCAGCGCUACUGCAAGGGCGUCUUCACCUCCGAGUACAAGAAAACCAUCGGGGUGGACUUCCUCGAGAGGCUCAUUCAGAUGAAGGGGCAGGACGUGAGGUUGAUGCUGUGGGACACUGCCGGGCAGGAGGAGUUUGACGCCAUCACAAAGGCCUACUACAGAGGUGCGCAGGCGUGCGUGCUCGUCUUCUCCACGGUGGACCGCGCCUCCUUCGAGGCGGCGCUCUCCUGGAGGCUCAAGGUGGAGCGUGAGGUGGGCGCCGUGCCCAUCGUGCUCGUGCAGAACAAGAUCGACCUCCUCGACAGCGCCGUCGUCAACAGUGAGGAGGCGGAGGCUUUGGCCAAGCAGAUGAAGGUGCGGUUUUACCGGGCGUCCGUCAAGGAGGACCUCAACAUCAACGACGUGUUUAAGUACCUGGCAAGGAAGUAUCUGCAGAGCCUGCAGCAGGGUGCCACAGAGGAGCCACGGAAGCAAAUCUCCAACAGCAAAAUUGCCGUGUUCAACACCGCGAGCGACAGCAGCCCCACGCUGCCCGCGGCCAACGGAAGCGACAUCGUGAGCCUGAGGCCCAACAAGCAGCGCGCCAAGAAGAGCCGCGUGCCCUUCAACAGCUGCGGCCUCUUGUAGCGAUGGCGCCCGGCACGCCCGGGGAGGAGGCGCGGAGGCGGCACACAGCGCCGCCCGUUAACGCCGUCGUUCUCGCAGCGGCAGGUGGCGCUGUAGAGAAGGAGUCCUCGGGAGACGUGACAGAAAGUCAAGCACACGCGCUCGACCCUCACCGUUUAGAAAAUGCUAAGGGGUGACGUCGGUGACCCCGGCGUUUCCAGAGCGGGGCUCGUGCCGGAGCAGCUCCUAGAUCCUGCGUUGAGCAAAACAGGGUUUGGUUUUAAUGUUCGUUGUCGAGUCGGAAAACGUUGCCUUGCCCCCCCUCCCAACCCGUGCUCCUCGCCCUGGAGCUCCCGCCCCACCUAUGGACGCGACCGUGCAUGCAUCGCUCUCUGUGUGUGCGCCGCGCCGUGUGUGCGCAACGCAGCAGGCACCGGCAAACAGAACGUCGAUGUAGCCCGAGGCUCGGAUCUCUCUCUCCGGCCGCGGCGACACCGAUUAAUGCCGAGGGAAAGAACGUGCGGUGGCUGUGGAUCCCCCGGCCUCUCGUGAGUUCACCGUGAGGCGGUGGAAUCCAGGAGACGACAAAAUAAAAGCUGCCCACUGCCUGCGGUUUGUGGGAAGGCGUCGCCUGCAUCACCGGAGGUGUCUCCACUAAAGCCGCUUUGCACAUCGUCCGAUAUCGACGAGUGGAAGGUUUUAAUUUUUGCUCCGUCUGCCCGGUGAUUUUCGCGGGGAGGUCCCAAAGCAGGGACGGCCGUUAAGACUCUUGUGAUGCCAUCGUUUUGCAAAAAAAAAAAAUGGUCAUUGUGUGCCACUUGCAGCCAAAAUCCUUACGUGAAUAGGGCUCUUGCAAAAAAACACCCCUAAAUGUUGGACUGCUCCUUGGUACAAAUGGCCUGCUAGAUCUCGAUUGGAGGAGAUGACGAUUAUCAAUAGACUUGCGCCUUGUUAAAGGAUGGGGAUAACGAGUUUGUUUUAUCUUAAAGUUUCAACAGCACCCACGUUUUAAAAAAUGUAUUAUUUGGGUUAAGGGAGUCAGUUGAUGCUCAUUUCUACUGUAUACUAACAUUUGACCCCAACGGUAAUAAAAUGUUCAGAAUGCUUCAUUUCUCGAACGCAUACCUAGAACGUGCCACACUUGUAAAUCCGCAGUCCUUCGUUAAUCCGCUGCUGGUUGAAGGCCUCCCCACGCGGUCCCCGUCAUGGGGAAUGUUUGGCCAUACUUCACGCCAGUCAGUGCGGGUUUGCCAACACUGGUUCAGAAAGCACUCUGUACUGAUGUCAGCUGUCAACGGAAAUCGAACUCGGUUUUUCGGGUUUACAGUGCAGUGCGAUAAC